Arachis stenosperma is the source of this 1501-nucleotide messenger RNA. RefSeq names its product probable WRKY transcription factor 4. The transcript has 4 exons. Lineage: Eukaryota; Viridiplantae; Streptophyta; Magnoliopsida; Fabales; Fabaceae. Gene Ontology annotation, biological process: regulation of DNA-templated transcription. Gene Ontology annotation, molecular function: DNA-binding transcription factor activity; sequence-specific DNA binding. The record is from RefSeq and is a predicted model, not a curated record. The coding region runs from base 211 to 1344 and encodes 377 amino acids.
CGCCGCGUCCCAGCCUGGAGUCCUUCCUGUCGUCGGCAGGAAUAAGCCCCGGUCCCAUGACUCUGGUGUCGUCGUUCUUUGCGGACGACUACUCCCCUUCACCUUCUUCCUUCUCUCAGCUCCUGGCGGUUACGCCGUCUCCUCUCUUCACCGUGCCACCUGGCUUCAGCCCUUCCGCCUUCCUCUUCUCCCCUACGAACCCUCAGGAUAAUGCAUAAUAUUGCAGCAAUGCUGGUCAUUCUGCUGGGAAAAUUUCUCAUUGUUAUGUAUCAAUGUGAUCUAUUUUCCCUGAGGGACAGUGGAUAUAACAACCGUGACAUUCUUAUUAUAUCUUCAUUUCAAUAUAUACAUAUACAGAGCCCCUUUGGGAUGUCACAUCAGCAGGCUUUAGCACAGGUUACCACUGAAGCUGUGAUAGCACAAUCACAAGGGCAAAUGCAGAUUGAUGAAGAUGAUGUUUCAGAGAAGAAUGUAGAAGUAUCUAUGUUUGAAACUUCUCAGAUGUCCAAUAAUGCUGACAAGAAGUAUCAGCAGCCUUCGUCCGUGGUGGUCAACAAGCCUGCGGACGAUGGCUAUAACUGGCGAAAAUAUGGACAGAAACAGGUUAAGGGGAGUGAGUUUCCGCGGAGCUACUACAAGUGUACACAUCUGAGUUGCAAUGUGAAGAAAAAGGUUGAGCGUGCCAUUGAUGGUCACAUAACAGAAAUCAUCUAUAAAGGGCAGCAUAACCAUGAAAAGCCUCAUUCCAAUAAGCGUAAUAAAGAUAACAGUGAUUCAAAUGAAAGUGUAAGCAUUCAGCCUAAGUCUGAGUUGAGUUGGGUUGGAAAUUCAGAUAGUUUUGGCAAAAGCUUUUCUGAUUGUUCGAUCAGCGAAGAUUUGGGUGGUGUAGAUAUGCGGGAAGAGGAGGGAGAUGAUGUUGAACCAAACCCCAAGAGAAGGAACAUUGAUGUUGGGGUUUAUGAAGGACAUCAAACGACUGUGACAGAACCCAAAAUCAUUGUCCAAACAAGAAGCGAAGUUGAUCUUUUGGAUGAUGGCUACAAGUGGCGCAAGUAUGGGCAGAAAGUGGUGAAGGGUAAUCCUCAUCCAAGGAGCUAUUACAAAUGCACAAGUGCAGGGUGCAACGUGCGAAAGCACAUCGAGAGAGCUUCAAUGGAUCCGAAAGCAGUGAUAACAACUUACGAGGGAAAACAUAAUCAUGAUGUGCCUGCUUCCAAAAAGAGCAGCCAUAACACUUCAAAGCCGCAUAAAGCGGUGCCUGAGAAGCAUCCGGAUAUGGAUUUCGGAAACAGCAACCAAAGACCGAUACAUUUAAGCUUGAAAGAAGAGCAAAUCAUAGUAUGAAUGAAACUAUGAAGUUAGUUAUAGAAUUCACCUGGUAGAGAAGGACAUUGUGUAGAGGGUGAUCAAGAAGGCAAUAUGUAAAUUAUUAAUUUCUGUAUGUUGAUACUAGUUGUUCUUAAGUAUGAUUCUAAAACUAAAUCUAAUUAUCUAAUCCAGU